This is a messenger RNA of Aspergillus terreus NIH2624, 429 nucleotides long. Its product is annotated as DNA-directed RNA polymerase core subunit RPC19. Gene Ontology annotation, biological process: DNA-templated transcription. Gene Ontology annotation, cellular component: RNA polymerase I complex; RNA polymerase III complex. Lineage: Eukaryota; Fungi; Ascomycota; Eurotiomycetes; Eurotiales; Aspergillaceae. The transcript is spliced from 4 exons. Gene Ontology annotation, molecular function: DNA binding; protein dimerization activity; DNA-directed RNA polymerase activity. Bases 1 to 429 code for a protein of 142 amino acids. The record is from RefSeq and is a predicted model, not a curated record.
AUGCCCUCCUCCGUACACUCCCAGGACCAGGACCAGUCCAUGAUGGACGCCGCCGCGCCCCAGGAACAAGAGCAGCAGCUGGAACAGGAAGACGUGCUGGAGCUGGAGGAGAAGCGCAUCGUCAUUCUCCCCGGCGCCACCGAAACCGCCGCCUCGUUCCAGUUUGAAGGCGAGGGCCACACGCUCGGCAAUGCGCUGCGAUACGCCAUCAUGAAGAACCCCCAGGUCGAGUUCUGCGGAUACACUAUCCCCCACCCGUCCGAGACGAAGAUGAACCUGCGUAUUCAGACCUAUGAUACGACGAAUGCGGUCGAAGCCCUCGAGAAGGGUCUGGAUAGUCUGAUGGAUCUGUGCGACGUUGUGACGGAGAAGUUUACAGACGCGCGCGACGCGUUCAAUGCCGCCGAGGCCGACAAAAUGAGCGCUUGA